AUGGGGAAAGGAGGUGGUUGUAGCUGCUGGUGCAAACUGAGCAAAUCCCUUGUGGUGUGCGAUGUGGCUGAAGACCUCUUGGAGAAGCUGAGGAAAUUCCACUUCCACAAAGAAACCAACAAUGCGGCCAUUAUCAUGAAAAUCGACAAGGACAAGCAGCUGGUGGUUCUGGAUGAAGAACACGAGGGCUUUUCCCCGGACGAACUCAAAGACGAGCUUCCAGAGAGGCAGCCUCGAUUCAUUGUCUAUAGCUACAAGUACCAGCAUGACGAUGGGAGAGUCUCUUACCCACUCUGCUUCAUCUUCUCAAGCCCAGUUGGGUGCAAGCCUGAGCAGCAGAUGAUGUAUGCCGGUAGCAAAAAUAAGCUUGUACAGACUGCAGAACUCACAAAGGUAUUUGAAAUCAGGAAUACAGAAGACCUCACCGAGGAAUGGCUCCAGGAGAAGCUGGGCUUCUUCCACUGAACUGGACCCGAAGCUUCCCGUCCUGCGCAAACUGGAACCCGACGUGAUGACACCUCCUUUAUUUUUUUGAGACCUGCGCAAAGAAGGCACUGUACUUAACAAUGGCUUCCUGCAGUGUGUGUAUAUGCAUGUACAUAAAUAUGUAUAUAUUU
Anolis sagrei ordinatus is the source of this 617-nucleotide messenger RNA. The record is from RefSeq and is a predicted model, not a curated record. Lineage: Eukaryota; Metazoa; Chordata; Lepidosauria; Squamata; Anolidae.